Molecule: messenger RNA, 4482 nt
Organism: Dermacentor andersoni
Lineage: Eukaryota; Metazoa; Arthropoda; Arachnida; Ixodida; Ixodidae
Source: RefSeq, a predicted model, not a curated record
UUCAUGUAAACACUCUGGCAGUCGGACUGGUUCAGCCAGACUCGACGUUUGCUCAACCCGACCCGGUGGUGUUCACACACAUUCGACAGGUCGAUUCCAGCCUGAGAAUCCGACUCGACUCAUUUUUGUCGGGUUCAUGUAAACGCCCUGAUCGACAACAAUUCCCCUGUUUCUAUCGAAAGGAGAUUGCUCGCGAGUGUUUGUGGAUGUUUACUCCAACCGAUACCAUACGAAACAGUGAAACGCUCACUGUACAUAACAUUGCGACAUUUGUCGCGCCACUGCUUCACAUUAAGGGCGAAGCUGGAAAUUUUUUUUUUCAAAUAGUUUGAGCGUAUCGGCGUAAUCAAAUACGAGAAUGCAGAAAGAAAAACAAAACAACGAGAGAGGGAGGGAGAGAGGACAGGCAGGGAGGUAAACCAGAGGUGAGUUUCCGGUGUGCUAUCCUGCAAAGGGAUGGGGGAUAUAGGGUUGUAAUGACGACAAAGAGUGAGAGGAGAAAAAAAGAAACAAGAAAAAGAAACUACUACCUAAUUGCCCCUGCUCGUCCUUAAUUCUCUUAUUCUGUUUUAUGUAACCCCGCUACAAGAAUACUGGCUGCUAUAGUUAUGGUAUUCCUUAAUAGCAAUAUUUUGGAACCCCGUUGAAAUUUUGUUAGGUCUCAGAAGGGUUCGCCUUCUGAGACCUAAGUUAAGCUUAUUCUUUAAAAUUAUCUUGAAGAUUCCGCACUUUUAAUAAUAUAUAGGGUUUCGCAUGCCAAAACCACUUUCUGAUUAUGAGGCACGAACUAGUGCGGGACACCGGAAAUUUAGACCACCUGGGGUUCUUUAACGUGCGCCUAAAUCUAAGUACACGGGUGUUUUCGCCCCCGUCGAGAUGCGGCCGCCGUGGCAGGGAUUCGAUCCCACGACCUCGUGCUUAGCAGCCCAACACCAUAGCCACUAAGCAACCACGGCGGGUAUUUUGCACUUACUGUUGCUCUGUUGCAACUGGAAUUUCACAGCAAGAUCGGAUUUUAUUAAACCGCGUGCCUCUGUCACUUCCCAGGCUGACCCAAAAAAUUAUGUGAAUUUGCCUGUGCCUGCGCCUCUUUAGUAUCUGCAUCCUCACCCCCUUUCCCGGCAAUUAUUGGAAAUUAAUCUCGAAGGUCGUGAUUUGCCGUACUAGCAGACACCAGUUAUAAGGUAACGUCAUAACCGCCGUAGUUGCUCAUUGGCUAUGGUGUUGGGCUGCUGAGCAUGAGGUCGCGGGAUCGAAUCCCGGCCACGGCGGCCGCAUUUCGUUGGGGCCGAAAUGCGAAAACACCCGUGUGCUUAGAUUUAGGUGUACGUUAAAGAACCCCAGGUGGUCGAAAUUUCCGGAGUCCUCCACUACGGCGUGCCUCAUAAUCAGAAAGUGGUUUUGGCACGUAAAACCCCAUAACUUAAGGUAACGUCAUAACCGCCACGUUUUGCACAUCACUCACUGCAUGGCAGAUGCGCCGACGAAGGAAAAUUCGCAUCUUUUUCUUGACAAGCCAUGGUAGUAGCACUGCCAAGUGUUACACGGAACGAUUUGUACCUUGAUACGCGAUCUCGCUGCAAUGUUUUGAGUGAAAACGGAACAGCGGUAAGCGCCAAACUAAAAAAAAAAAAAAAGAAUUAUUGUAAAGUAAAAACGCAGGUCCCGGUAUGAACUUUCAAGGACGAUAUCAAGCUUGUCCAAUGUACUAUAAGGAUGAAAACCAAACGCGAACAAGUUGAGAACGACUAACAUACGUUAUUGCAUGUUAGUUUCGCACGAAUUUCUAACAGUGGCCUAAUCCUGGCUUCAAAACAUGCCCUCAGGGCUGCGGAAUCGUUAGAAAUCGGCAAUGGAGCGAUUUCGCAUUCAACUGCUCUGUGUAGUCACGGGUAUAGUUCAAGUUUCGGUAAGCAUACUUUGUUUUUUGUUUUUAAUAUGUGGUGUACGGGACGUACGCAAGCGAACUGUGGCUUUGCGGUUACUGCAAGAUUAAAUCUCUGACUACCAUCGAUUUUUUUUUUUUUGAAAGAAAAGAAAGUCGCAUGCGUUUCGGACGUGUCGAACGGGUAUGUCAUUGCUCUGACACGCUUUUUUUUUUUUUCUAACGCCAAACACGCUGUAUCACGUGGUACGGGAAUGCGACGGAAGCACCAACAUCCCCCCUCCCCCGCUCUACACCGGAGCACUGGCAGACCGAGCUCUCCAGCCUCAAAUCUGAUGACGUGCGUCAGCUGGUGUGUACAGGGCAAGGCAGGUGGCCAGGUCACGUGCCUUCCCGGACUGAGGAGGCCACCCGCAAGGAAGGUGACCAAAGAACUGCAUUUGCUCUCAGCGGCUGCACGAGGUUUGACUGACCGUGCGCCGGGUAAGGCGUCCUCUCCUGGGCGACCCGAGCCUAUCUGCUCGUACAACGAUAUCGGCAAACAUAAUUACCCAUCAAGAAGACUCCUGCCUUUGCCGCACUCCUCGCUGUGCAGGGGCAUGGCAGUCACUCUCGGACUUCUGCAAACAAGCACUUACCCGAGCCCCGCGGCGCUGCACACAAUGUACCCCGAACGGUUCCCAAGCCCGGACUGCCCCCUGUGUGGUGGUCAUGCGGACUUCGAGCAUGUCCUGUGGGGCUGCGCCUCUGCCGGUCCCCCUUUCGCCCAAGAGGAAACGGUGACGCUCAUUAGGGCCCAGGACCAGACCUCUCAAAUCCUGGCAAUCCAGAGGGCUCGCGAGAGGGCCGUCAGGUUUCACCUGGUUGUCCCCGAGUGGGCCUAGCCAGGUGACUUCGAGUUUGCUCGCGUCUAUUGUGGACCAAAUAAAGUUUUCACUCACUCACUCACUCACUCACUCACUCACUCACUCACUCACUCACUCACUCACUCACUCACUCACUGGUUCUAUUUGGACGGAAGAUAUUAAACUUACUUUAACAAGUUGGCGGAGUGCUUGAAGCCUGCUUCAUCUCCGCCACGGGUCGACCUAGUAUUGCACAAUCUUCGGGAUCGGCCCGCGGUUUUUGCUCGCGCAGAAUAAAAAUGCAUGGAACUCUAGCCAAAAACAGCUUCGCUGUAAUACGUGAAUAAUAUAGUAAUAAAUGUGCAGAUCUAACGCACGUGUUUGAGUGCGCGUGAAGCGAAGUUUUUGCGAAGUGGUGAAUAAAAUGCCAUACAAUUACAGGCAAUGCAUGUGAUUGAUUUUACUUUCGUCCUGUACAAACGUGUAGCAUGGUGCGAUGUUUAUAGCUUACGCACCACGUCGUUCAUAAGUUACGGCCAAAUGCAAACACCAAAUCGCGCGCGGAUGCAUAGCUUAAAUUAUGAGGGCGAAGGCGAUGUCCGAUGCGUCUUGAGGGAAGAAUGGUGAUGCCAGGUUGCAUGCACAAAGAAGUACACACGUAUCGAAACUAAACUUCGAGCUUCAAUACCCCUUGUGUCCCACUGUAACGUACCAUUCAGGGAAAAGCGGAUUUCAACUGCAUGUUCAGCGUAGCGGUAGCCAGAUCGCCCGCAAAACUGCCCUAAACAUCUUUUCGUCUUGGUCAACCACAGCGGUGCCUUUGUUGCGGUUUGCUACAUAUUGUAAGAUGUGGGAGGUCGAUAGUAACAGCUGGCAUCCAGUUGUAAGAUUUGUAGUCGGGCACGAACUAUAUGGUAGCGGGCCCAUGCCGUCGUCCAACUCACUCACGCUUGGGACGUGGUCGUAGGGAGGAACUUGCUCUCAUCGAGAACUAGGAGUACAGGAUUUAUUUACAUAUUUGCAUUAAAACAAGAGAUACAUUCGACAGUCUCGCGUGACUCCCCAAUGGAGCACGCAAGACGAAGCAUACAGCACACGAGCACAAAUCUCCAAGCAGCCUGUACGCACCGCUUGUCGAGCGCGAGCACACUCUAGCAGCCGACAAACUGCUGCCUAAAAAGCCUCUGUCCUCCCUAGAUCCCUAGGGGAGGGAAAACUGCUGUCCAACCUUAAUUACAAAGAAGGCGCCAAAUAAAACAACAGACGAAGGAAGGAGACACGAGACAACCACGUAGGCGCACUAACAACUGAGUGUUUUAUUUCUUGACAUAGGAAUAUAUAGCUGCUGUCAAGGAUCAAAGCAACAAGAAGAAACAGGGCCAUCAUCUGCAUCGCACAAGGAAGCCACGAUACAGAAUAACUUCUAAGUGUCGCUCCCAAGAUACGCCAGUUCCUUUGUCGAAAGAGAAACUGAGGCUUCACUGAUACAAGCAUCACCACGCUUCUUGAUCUCAAGCGCUUCCAAUAUCUCCCUUGUCAGUUGAUCAUCAGCUGUGUUCAAAACACAGGUCCUAUCAAAAUCCGGAAUGCACUUGUGAGCCUUACAAUGCGCACUUAUAUGACCGGAGAGCUGGUUUUCCAUCUUAUAUCGAUGCUCAUGCAAUCUGUCAUUCAGACAUCUGCCCGUUUGGCCUACAUAUGAUGAACCACACGAUAAGGGAACCGAAUAAACUACUUUCUUUACACAUCCGA